Messenger RNA from Schistosoma bovis, 8473 nucleotides. The record is from the annotation of a GenBank genome assembly. Lineage: Eukaryota; Metazoa; Platyhelminthes; Trematoda; Strigeidida; Schistosomatidae.
AAUUAAUACAGUACAUGUGCAAAAAAGCGGUAACAUGAAGAAAUGGUUGUUUGUAAAAACAAAAGGGAUGCACAUCUAGCUUUAAAUCAAAUAACAAACUACCGUAACCGCUUAGACAAUGAAAAAGAUGGUUUACUCGUCCAAGCUCUUAAUCGGUUGAUGAAUGUGUUUCAAAGUAGACUGUUUUUGGGUCUACUUGAUAUACAAGAAUUUUAUGAAGCUGUCCUAUUAGAUCCACAAAAAACGAAAGAAGAGAAAACAUCAGCCGCUCUUGAAAUCGCAUCAAGGUGGGAAAAUAUAUCAAGUCCAUCAUUGGUGGCCUCUACAACUGACUUGAGAAUACCGCAUAGUUUAUUGAAGAAAACAGAUUGUUUUGACAGAGCACGCUCAAUGUACCAUAUUAACUUGGAUAACUCACAAAAGUCUUAUUCAUUACAACCUACUCAAAUAUCACCAUAUCAUGAUCUACAUGUGGUCAACUUGGAUAAAUCAUGGAAGCAUAUGGAAGCAGAUCUAAAAUAUGAAUAUCAAUCAUCUAAUUCGUUACAUAAUGUAAAUCAGUCACCAUCAUUAAAGAAUACGUCAGAUAACCGACUAAAAAGAAAUGCUGAUACUGAAUUUAUAACUGAAAAUCCUCUUUUUGUUGACGAUCAGUCUAAUAAGAAACUAUAUGAUAUAAAAUUGUCACCUGAUAUUCCGGUGGCGAAACCACGUCAAAAACGUUUAAAACGACCGAAAUCAACUUUGACUCAUGAAUUCGAUGCUAGAUUGUCUAGAAAAUUAGAUGAAAGUACUUGUUCAAAUGAUCUUUUGUCUAUUCAUGAUGACAUUCCACCAAAUAGUCUUGAAAAUAAUGAAUUGAUUGACAGACAAUGGGCUUUACUCAGUCGUUUGCCUGUUACUAUGGAAGUUAUUAUUGAAAAAAGUUCUAAAGGAUUUGGAUUUAGUAUUGCAGGUGGACAUGACAACACUUUGGGUCCAGAUGAUAAUGAUACCGAUAUUUAUGUGACACGAGUUAAUCCUGGUGGUCCUGCAGAUCAUGAAUCAGGUUUACAAUUUGGUGACAGAAUAUUAUCAGUCAAUGGUAUUAGUCUUAUUGGCGCUACACAUAAUGAAGCAGUUAAAGCUUUACAGCUGGCUGGUUCCAAAUUAAAAUUGAUAGUUGAACGUAAAGCAGAACUGGCUAUUUCUGAACAAUAUUCACUGAUGUCUUGUUCUUCGUCCUAUUCUCAUCCUAAACCUUUGAUAAAUCCUACGAAACAAAUUAUGAAAACGUCACCGACAACUGUUCAACCGUCAAACCAUCAACCAUCUUUAUCAAAUCAAUCAUUAAAUGCACAUAAUAUUGAAUCGUUAGCUAGUGCAAGUACAGGCAGUGCAGGAGGAGUGAAAAGUAUUGAAUGUGGUGCAAGUGUAACAACAACUAGUUUGAUAAGCGGAUCACUAUUUGAUCAUCGAGAUAGCAAGCAUACAUUGAACUCAACAACAACAAAUUCAGCAAAUAAAUUGCCACAUAAAUCAACCAGUGUUCAUGUAUCACCUUCAAUGACUGGAGUUAUUGUUGAACCAAAGCAUCAAAGGUCUAGUAAUGUUAACAAACCACCAAACGAUUUCAAUAAUACUACAAUACAAAAUAAUCAAAAAGGUAGUCAAUCUAGUAUUAGACAGACUAGUACUGGUUCAAGAUUAUCUAGACGCGGGGUAGCAUGCGCUGGAUUUCCAGCUUUUUCUUGGUGCAGUGGGCUGCAACGCGUAACUGCUGGUUGUGCAUCGUUGGGCCGUGGUCAUCAUAGUCUACAAGGAAGUAGUAAAAACUCUAGCCAACAAAAGUUGACUGGAAAUACAAAAUCUCAAAGAUCCGUCCAAUCUAACGAAUUUACAAAUCUUGGCACCAGACCUACACCCCCUCCAAAACCUGGUCCGCUAAUUGUGGAAGUAUUUCUCACUAGAGGGACAAAAAGUGGUUUAGGAUUCAGUAUAACUGGUGGUGUUGGAAAUGAAACAAUCAACGGUGACUCAGGAAUUUUUGUAACUAAGCUUACUCCUGGUGGUGUUGCAGAAACAGAUGGUCGAAUUCGUAUUGGUGAUAGAAUUGUUCAAGUAAAUGAUAUACCACUUAUUGAUGUAACUCAUGAACAAGCAGUCCGUGUUUUAAAACAAGCUGGUGAUCAGGUUCGACUUGUUCUGGUAAAACAUGUAAAUAAUUAUUCAUCAGAUCAAACUUCGUCAACAGAAAUAAAAACUGAAUCAAGUGCACUUAAUGAUCAAAAUGUAAUUAUUUGUAAUAAUAAUGAUAUCAGUGGUAAAAAUAGUUAUGAUGAUAAUAACGUUGGACCAACAUGUUAUACUAAAUCGUGUUCAUCAUCAGUAUCUUUAUCGUCACUUCGUCGAUCGGCUUCCUUUUCUCCUUCCACUUCAUCUCAUACGUCUCCACUUUCAGAACCAUCUGUACAUAGUUCUUAUCAUGCUGAAUCAUCAUCCGGUCAUCCAGUGGAGUCUGAUGUAAGUAAACAAAAAGAACAGAAUAGAUAUGAAAAAUCACCUUCGGUACUUUCACAAUCAAAACAAGAUCGUAAUUUAAGUCAUAACGAUCAAAAUCAUACUCAUCGUCGCCGUCAAUCUGGGACUACAAAAAAUGUUCAUUCAUCAUCUACAAUACCUAAUGAACGGUAUCGUUCUUCCCCAGAUUUAUCAAAUGAAAAGUGUCAUAAAUCACAACCAAAUGAAACCAUCACAACAACAAAUAAUCCAUACUUUGGUGCAACUGGUCAAGAAUUAUUAGAAAAUAGAAUGGUUGGUAUAAUUGAUUAUGCAGCGGCUGCUUCAGUGUCCAACUUACUUAAUGAAUGGCCAAAUGCUCGUUUAGUUACAUUGUAUCGAAGUGGUCGUAAACGAAUUACUUCUAUGAAUCGAAAUCAAACAGAUAAUUCUGAUACAAAUCAACGUGGAUAUUCAUCAAAUAGUGGGAGAAAUCUUGGUUUAAAUAUUGUUGGUGGUGAUGGUUCAGAAGCAACAUUUAUUUCUCAUAUACAACCUGAUAAACCUGCUGGUUUAUCAAAAAGGAUAUUGGUUGGUGAUCGAUUGUUAACAGUUAAUGGCAUAGAUGUCUCUAAGUACGGGCACGAGAAAGCGGCUGCAGCUUUACGAGAUGCGCGUGAUCGUGUUGAUCUUCUUCUAGUCUAUAGUCCUGAAGAAUAUGCCAGUUUUGAGCAACAUUUCAGUCGUCAGCUUAAAGCAGUUGGUCAUAAAUUAUCUUAUAAAUGUUUACAUUCACUGAAAGCUAAAACUGCCAAUGGAACAAGGACAGACAGUAUAGACAAAGAAUCACCAAUUACCAGUUGUCAAGAUAAAAAGCAAUCUGGAAUGAGUAAAGAUAAACUGAAACAAAAAAACACUGAACAUAUUGAUAAAAAAGGACAACAAAAUCGUCAACAGAAGCAAAAGCGUCAACUAACGAAUGAAGCACCUGGCGAAGAGAGAAGACAUGAAGAAAAUGAAGCUAAUGAAUUGAAUGAAUAUCCUCAUGUAUUGUUAUUACGCUCUCAAGUUGAUUAUGACCCAAUGAAAGAGAAUCAUCACCAGGCUAUACCUAAAAAAGUAUUCACUCUAAAAUCGGGUGAUUUGGUUCACGUUAUUAAUACAGUUGAUCCUGAAUGGUGGCAAGCCCAGAGAUUUGAUCCAGAAACCAAUGAACCAACUGGUCCAAUCGGUCUAAUUCCUAGUCGUUUACGCUUAGAAAGAAAAGAACGUACUAAGACACGUCAUGUCAAUUUUAUGGCUAGAAACAGUCGAUCUGUUGACACACCAUCAAUUAAAUCAAAUGAUCCCUAUGAAAGAAGACGAAAAAAGGAGAAACAGUCAUUUAAAACAUCUAACUCAACUCAUUCUUUGGUGGAAACUGUUAAUCAAUCUAGAGAUUUCUAUUAUUCAAAAAACAAUACGAUGAAUAAUAAUUUUCCGCGUAGUUCAAGGAAUAAAAAUCGCAGUCAAUCUCGCCAUCGUCGUCAUCGCGACCACCAACAUCAUCCCUUAUCUUACAUAGCUGUUACUCCGGUUCAUUUAAGUUUUGCUAGACCUGUUGUUAUAUUAGGCUAUAUGAAAGAUAGGAUUGCUGAUGAAUUAUUAUGUGAAUUUCCUGAUCUCUUUGGAACCGCUAUCCCAUGUAAGUACUUGUUUUUAAAAACAACUAAAUCUAAUGUCUAUUUUAAGUAUGUUUACUUAGAGUUUAUCUAUUGGUCUUGUUAUCUUCAGUUUAUUUGGAGAACAUAGUGUUUCUGGUUGCUAAUACUUUGUAUGAGAGAUGUGUUUAGUCGGAUACAAGUGAAAGUAUCAAUCCAUAGUCACACUUAGUUGUAUGACAAAAAAGAGAUUUGAUUAAACUUAUCAGUAUAUUAAAUUUAAACGAGAGAAAAUAGAGGCGGAAUAGCCUUUCUAGAUAUUCUACUUAUAAACAAACUAGAUGGGUCACUGAAAAAACAACCAAACAAGAGAAGUACUUAGGCCUUCCAAUGCACAGAUUUUCUUGGUGUUUUUUCUCUACAACAUAAAAAAGAACCGGUUAAGACACUUCAUUAUAGAAUUAGGUCAAUAUGCUUCCCAGAUGCAGUUGGUGAAGAAACAAAUACAGUGCGUAAUUUCCCUAAAAUAAGUGCGUAUCCCGAGAAAUUUAUAAAUAAACGUUUAUCCAAGAAAAGAGAAAAGUGACGUCCUAACGGUCAGUCUAUACUGCUAAAGUUCAAAGAUGCAACAACCAGCAAAAAUGCUAAUGCUAAAGUUGAGUAGGACAAAUCAAAGAACUUUUGAUGCUGAAGAACAACAUUUAAUGUUUUCUACGCUUCCGAUGAUUGCUUCUAGACUCCUCACCUCUUUCGGAAUUAUUACUUUAGAACGAUGACUAUAGAAUCUGAAGAGAAUUUAUUGAAAAGAAUAUUCUUCAUUCAUGUAUCUGUGUUUUUAAAAAGAUAAUCGUCGUAUUUGGUUCUGGCUGACAACUUUUUAAUCCUUAUUGUUACUUCCAAAAUGAUAUUAUUGUUAACGAAAUAUAUAGUCUAUUUAACCUCAUAUAUCCUCCGUCGAAUAAUCACGUACAUACAGAGUAAAAAUUAAAAUCUGAAUAGGUGUUGCAUAUUUGCAUUUCAGACAUCCAUGUGAGUAAGCAAACUGAACGAGUGAAUAUGAAUAAAUGAAGACAGACAUAUUUGCAUUCAAUAUAAUCGGUUAAGUUAGCAGUAAGCAUUGGAAAGGUCAAAAAAAAACGUCAAGCAUUAACAUGUACCUGUCUAUCAUGUUUAUUCACUAUACGAGCGUAAAUUUGAUCAAAUGCUUAUGACUUAGGUGAUUAAAGAUUACAAUAGGUCACUACAAGUUUAAUCGGUAUUAUUAGCCAUAUUAUUUCAGAUUUCUUCGAUCCAACUACCAGUUGAUUUAAUUUUAAUCAAAUGUCUUUUGUGUUUAUAACGAUCAUCGUUUUUAUUAUCGAUAUCAAGAGUAAGUCAUUGUCAGUUUUUGUGAUAAUUAUCAAUUUUUACAUGUUCUUUGUGAUUAUUCAUUUCAUAAAUCUUAUCAUCUUGUCAAAUUUUUAAAUAAAGUUAAAUUAUGUGAUUAUGAAGAGUUUUUACAUCUACUAUUCACAUUGAUUUACACUUGAUUCAAAAGAAAAACUGAAUUCAUGAAAUUAUGACCUACAUCUAUUACUGUUUAUUGGGAAUUUCACUGAUAAACUAGGUUGUCACGUUUUCCGUUUUAGCCUUUUUGUCAACUGUCUUUUUGAUUCGUUCAUACUAUAAACAUGUCAUAAAGCACCAUUUCAAAGUUGUUCGUAUGAUAUUAUUCGUUAAUACAAUUUGAUUAACAUCAACUGAGGGGAAUGCACGUAUAGUCCAAAAAAAUCACAUUGUUAAAGAGGAACACACAUAUUCAUUCGAACUGGCUAUUGUUAUUAAUUGUUUUAAAAUCUCACUACUUGCCGUAAAUUGUUUACAACUAAAAGAUGAUAAUCUUUUUUAGCUAAAUAUUCUGUAAUACUUAAAUCCACUGUACGUUAUAUGGUUAAUUAACCUAUAGAUUAAAAUAAAAUCAGAUAUUGAAAACUUUUGGAUUAGACUCUGCCUUACUCAUGAAUAGAAAGCAAAAUUCUCAUCCCGAUUAUUAUUGUUUAAUUAAGUUGUUUGUGAAUAUCGAUUCAAUCUGAAGAUUUUUGUCAUGAAUGUUAAAUGUCUGUUGAAAACUAUGAAGCAAUAGAGAGGAGGUGUGUCGUAUUACUCCAUAGAUCCCUUGUAAUGUGCCAUUCUGACUAAGAAUUUUGCAUUUUUCCCCUUCAGACAUAACUGAAACCUUGAAAUAAGAAUAUCACAUUGGCUGCAUAAAAUAUUGUCAACUAAAUACUUUAAAUACACACUCUUUCUUCACCAACUAAAAAUAUCUUUAAUAGGUAUUGCAAUACUUAUAAAUUUCAUUUUUUUUGUCCGUUUAAAGAUACAACUCGACCACGUCGAUCAAAUGAAGUUGAAGGUCGUGAUUAUCACUUUGUAAUCAGUCGAGAAAUAAUGGUCGCUGAUAUAGCUGCUCAUAAAUAUCUUGAAGCUGGUGAAUACAAUGGCAAUCUAUAUGGAACCCAUUUAGAUUCUGUAUUUGAAGUGUCUGAAUUAGGAUUGCAUUGCUUAUUGGAUGUUGGUGGGCCAGCAUUAAAACGUUUAGAAUCAGCUGGACUACCACCGAUCGCUAUUCUUGUGCUACCUGAGACAAUACCAACUGAUAAAAAUGAUAUUAAUGAUGAUGUCGAUGACGGUAAUGAUAAUGAUGAUGGACGUUCUCCUCGUUCAAAUGAACAAACAAAACAGAAAAAACUUAAACUUAAAAAGUGCUCUUCUGUUGAAUCUGCAGCUUUUAAAAGUUUACAAAGUAAACUUAGUCGUUUACUGCAGAAUUUUACUUCCUUUUUGACAGCAAUUAUCACAACUGAUGAUUAUGAAACAGCUUAUAGCCGUGUUAAAGAAAUCAUAUUCACUAAUACUGGACCUAUUGUAUGGUUGAAUUCACCUCAGCCAAUACCAUGACGAAUGUAAUAGUAAUCAUCAAAUAUUACAAAUCAAUCAAUACAUUUUAUAGCCUAAUCAUUAGUAUUAUCAUGAAUGUUCAUGUGUAAAUAAUAUUUCUAUCUUAUUCAAAUACUCAGUAAUCAAAUAUUUUUUUCAGUGAUCUUCCAUGUUAUUAAGCAUUUAUUUAAUAAACGGAACUGUUACAAAUAGAAAUAUCUAAUAUCUAAUAUUACAAUGUAUUCAUGAAAACAAUUCAUCUAUAUUUGCCCUCUAGACUAUAUAUGCAUAUAGAUUCAUAUUUUAGUUACAUUUCAUUUUAUGGAUAUAUGCUUACCUAAUGAAUUUCUUCAAUAGUUAUUUUUUAAUUUAUCACUAUUAACAAUAGAUUAUUUAUAAAAUUUAAAAAAAACAAAACAUUCUAUGUUCAUUACCUCAAAUGAAUCAUAAUUGAUGGAAUUUAUUUUUUAUAAUAUGUGAUAUCAGUUGUUUUAAUCUUUAAUUUACUGUAAUUUCAUGUUUAAUUUCACUCUUGUCUUUUUUUUUAAAAAAAUCUUUCUUUUGAGUUAUUUGUUUCUAUGUGUGUUUACGUAAUAUUUCGUUACAUUAUCCAAUAUAUACAUAUUAUGAUGGAGUAUACCAAAGGGAUAUAAAUAGUUUCUUUUAGACAAAAUUAGCUGAUAUAUAUAUAUAUAUAUAUAUAUAUAUAUAUAUAUAUAUAUAAUAUGCUGUCUACCUUCAUAUAUUGUGUAUUAUAUAUAAACUUAUCAAACAGAUAUGAGUAUUUUAUAGAUUUGUGUCAUUUUGGAUAUAUUUUCAGUAUUUGUGCAUAUAUUUAGUCAAGAGUAUAUAGUUAUAUUUAUAACAUUUAUCAAAUCUUUUACAACCAUUAGUCGUCAUGUUAAUUUUUCGACAGGAUUAUUAUCAACCUCUAUUUCUUUCUUUUUUUUAUUUCUAUCGAGAUCAUCUUUUUUUCAUUUUUUCCCCCUAAAAAUCAGGUGUACAUAAAUCAAUAAAUAGAUAGAUGUGUGUGUGCUUGUAUGUUUGUAUUUCUCUCUCUCCCUCUCUUUCUAUUAAAAAGAAAAAAAACAUGUUUGUCCAUUACCACUAACAGUUCUUUCACAUAAAACUUUAAAGAAAAUAAACCAACAAAAAUAAAUAAAUCUUUUAAAUGAUAACAAUAAUAGUAAUAAUAAUUAUUAUUCUCAUUAAUCACCUCAUAAUCAUCAUUCUCGUGUUAGUUUUUAAUUAAUAUUAUGAUACUCAUCUUUUGUUUGGUUGCCUUCUGUUGUUAAUCGUCUGUAUGUAAAUAUAUAUGUAUGUGAGUGUUCUAUGUCACAGAAACACAUCAUUCUUGUAUGACUACUUUCGUCUUCGUUUCACUUUUCUUUUAAAAUGGGUAGAUUAAUUUAAAUAGUGAUGGUACUGCUGUUCUAAUA